Procambarus clarkii (red swamp crayfish) is the source of this 1474-nucleotide messenger RNA. NCBI's taxonomy places the organism in Eukaryota, Metazoa, Arthropoda, Malacostraca, Decapoda, Cambaridae. The record is from RefSeq and is a predicted model, not a curated record.
UUGUGAGCCCAGGACGGUCAUCUUGUGAGCCCAGGACGGUCAUCUUGUGAGCCCAGGACGGUCAUCUUGUGAGCCCAGGACGGUCAUCUUGUGAGCCCAGGACGGUCAUCUUGUGAGCCCAGGACGGUCAUCUUGUGAGCCCAAGACGGUCAUCUUGUGAGCCCAAGACGGUCAUCUUGUGAGCCCAAGACGGUCAUCUUGUGAGCCCAAGACGGUCAUCUUGUGAGCCCAAGACGGUCAUCUUGUGAGCCCAAGACGGUCAUCUUGUGAGCCCAAGACGGUCAUCUUGUGAGCCCAAGACGGUGAUCUUGUGAGCCCAAGACGGUCAUCUUGUGAGCCCAAGACGGUCAUCUUGUGAGCCCAGGACGGUGAUCUUGUGAGCCCAAGACGGUGAUCUUGUGAGCCCAGGACGGUAAUCUUGUGAGCCCAAGACGGUCAUCUUGUGAGCCCAGGACGGUGAUCUUGUGAGCCCAAGACGGUGAUCUUGUGAGCCCAAGACGGUGAUGGAGGCCAAGAAAGAGAGGGACUGUAACUUUGUGACCGACCUCACGCUGGGUCUUGUCGAUACACUUAGAGGCGUGGGGGGCGUGCAGGACGUGAGUGUGGUGGUGCGUGGGGGCGUGGAGCGCGCCUCCGUGGUGGCGUGGGAGCAGCGGCACAACGUAGCCCUGCCGGCGGCACUCAGGGCCCUCUACACCGCCACCGACGGCUUCAAACUCACCUGGAACUACGCCACAGCAGGGAAGGUGCUGCCACUGGGGAACAUGGAGAUCCACCCACUGGGGAGGGUCAACAGGCUGGGGAGUGGGAGGGGGAGCGGAGACCCCCUCGCCCCCUCCAUCACCGACCUGGCCCUGGCUGAGGACCCCCCCUCUCCUGCAGAACACCCCCAGCACCGCCCAGGGGGGUCACGACCCCCACUCACGCCGCCCCCAACCUUCCACUCCUCUAAGAUGUUCGAGGUGGACAGCUGUCAAGGCUUUGGGCGCGUGGUGGUGGCGUACCCAGGACGAGGGGAGACCUUCCCGGAGGGGUCCUACUGGUUCAUCGACCUGUCCCUGCGGCCGCACCAGCUGGCGCCCGACACCCACACCUUCUGGCGGCUCAUGCUGGCCCACCUGGGCAUGCCCCAGUGGCAAGCUCUAGUUGCUGGGCUCGGCCUCACACCCUGGGCUCGGCAGUGGUACGAGGUGGUGGCCGGGUACCUGCUGGACGGACCACGGCCCCCAAGGACCUCCCAGGCCCAGGAGAUCGUCAACAAGCUCGACUGGUCCGUCUUCAAGAACAAGAAGACCCACAAGAUCAAGAUCGCCAAGGACCCCGCCAAGGACGCUGCCAAGGACUCCCCGAAGGACGUGACCACCAAGGACUCCCCCAAGGACGCAGGAAAGAUUAAAGAGUGAACAAGUUAAUAAAUUAUGGAGUAUCUUGGCAUAAAAUAAAGGCGUUCAGGUUUAUUAAAUAAAAUCUUAAA